Molecule: messenger RNA, 1155 nt
Organism: Plasmodium fragile
Lineage: Eukaryota; Apicomplexa; Aconoidasida; Haemosporida; Plasmodiidae
Exons: 2
Coding region: 1-1155 (384 amino acids)
Source: RefSeq, a predicted model, not a curated record
AUGAAUCUGGAAAGUAGCCACAAAAAUCUAGUGCACACGCAAAACACAGAAAACGGAAACAAUUCUUAUAAAGUUAUGAAUCAACAUGUACUGAAAGAUGAUUGCACAAAUGAGACAAAAAAAAAUGAAAUAUGGAAUCAGCAAGUGGGGUAUGUCAACAAGAAUGAGAAGAGUUGCAACAUCAACUAUACAGACACACAUUUUGAGGAAGGCGAAGGGGAUAAAAAUGUAGAAGAGAAAAAGAUACCCUUAGAUUUACACGAGGGUCACAAAUUGGCAUCUCAAAGUAAAAAAGGAAUACCAUUUUGCAUGGAGACUCAGGAUGACACCAGUUGUUCUAGCUACUGCGAAGGGUACCCGCACGAAAAGUACAAGGAGGAUAAGGACGCACUGGAGGGUGCAGAGGCAUGCGAAAAGGGGAGGUGUACUGAUUAUAGUAUAGCGGAUGCGGGUGCUAGUUAUGGCUGGAGUGAAAGACUGAAAGCGGGGCAGGAUAACUUCAUAGGAGAAGAGACCGAAGUGGUGACCGAGAAACAAACCAAGAAAAAGACCGCGAAACGAGAGGUGGAACGAAACGAGGUUGCCCCCCCAACUGGGUUGGAAAAGCAUGACCAUGACACAAAUGAAUGUGGAGGGGAAUCCAAAGCGGAUGUGCCCAAACAGGGUACGAAAAAAUGCACCUCCAGAGAAACCCUAAAGAAGGGGAAAGAAACGAACACGUCCUCGAUUAAGAAUGACAAAAUGUUAAUGAAGCAAAAAUGCAGCAAAAUUAAGGAAAGCGAGAAAAAAACAAAUGACGAUAUUUUAGAACUGAAGGAUGAAAAUAAUAGUUCGAAGGGAAUUCAGACAGGUGCUGAGGGGAAGCCAUGUAAUGACAAGGGUUCCGGUGUAUCAAAUGGAAAGGUGAUCGAAGAAAUACUUAAAGGUGAAAGAAAGGAACACCAAAUGGAGAGCUCAUCAUAUGAUAAAAGAAAUGAUAAAAAGAGCAAGAGGAAAUAUUCUGAUGAAAAUGUUAAUGGUAAAGAUGACAUAGGUUUGCACGAGAAGGGGAACACGAGGAAGAAAAAAAAGAAAGGUAACGAUAAAAAUGAUCAUAAUCUUGGCCACAAAGAAUUCGCCAAAACGAAGGAAAAAAAAGUAAAAGAAGAAAAAUAA